AUGCAGAAUUUCAGUCAACCAUAUUCAAUUGCAUUCAUAGAUUCUAUAUCAAUAUAUUUUGAUAAAAUACAAAAUCAUGUUGAAUUAACAUGUCAAUUUUCAACAGGUGAUAUACAUGAUUUAUUACGUUUUAUAAUAUUUAUAUCAGAAAUAAUUUAUAUAAAUAUAUUUCAAAAAAAAAAAUCAUUUCUUAGUUGUGAAACAGAUCAAAUAAUAUCAUGUUGUACAUUAUCGAAAAUACUAUUAUCAAUAAUUGAAUAUAUUUAUCAACGACAUGGUUUAACUAUAUCAAAUAUAUUAUAA
Rotaria sp. Silwood1 is the source of this 303-nucleotide messenger RNA. The record is from the annotation of a GenBank genome assembly. Lineage: Eukaryota; Metazoa; Rotifera; Eurotatoria; Philodinida; Philodinidae.